This is a messenger RNA of Acaulospora morrowiae, 339 nucleotides long. The record is from the annotation of a GenBank genome assembly. NCBI's taxonomy places the organism in Eukaryota, Fungi, Glomeromycota, Glomeromycetes, Diversisporales, Acaulosporaceae.
AUGAGCCUAGCUUAUUUCGCUCAAUCCAUUCGAAUGCACACCGAGGAAAUCCUUCAUACCCGUCGUUCCUACAUCGAUUUCUCCUCGGACUCUUUAUUGGGAUCCCAUUCGUCAUCUCGUCAUCUAGAUCAUCCACUAUAUACUACUGACUCAGUUCCAACCCGGAACAGGGAUCCUGAAAGAAGUACAAUUGAAAAAGAAAAAAAGCGAAAUCCUGUUGAAGACAAGUUUUUAUGCCACUUUUAUCAAACUGCCACCUUAACUAUAAAAGCCGUCACAUCAAAAUCGUACGGAUUCACGAAUUUGGAAAUAACUACUAUUGAAAUGAGAUGGCAAUAA